AUGUGGGCGUCUAGUUUCUAUUUCGAACCUGAUUUUGGUGAGUCCCGGCACACGGCACUGCACACCCGACUCAUCUUUUUGUUAACAACCUGUCAUCACUCGUGCCUCCCCCUCCCUCCCCCACACACCCCCCCUCUCCCGCUGAAGCAGACGUCCUCGGAGCGCAGAGGGGCCUGGGAGGUGCAGCCGUCGCGUCAGGGAAACUCCUCCUACCUCAGCUCCCACCUGGCUGCAGACAGGCACGGGGGCUCAGUGCAGGUGGUGAGUUCCACCAAUGGGGAGCUGAACGCGGACGAGCCGGUCCACUCCAACGCACCGAUCACGGCCCACACGGAGGUGGAGGUGGUGGAUGAGGCCAAGUACGUACGCUUUACUCUCUCGCCCCCUGGUGACGAGGAGGUGUCACUGUGCUCUCCUCUCACUGUGAACCUGACUCAGCAACACGUCACAUGA
This is a messenger RNA of Knipowitschia caucasica, 453 nucleotides long. NCBI's taxonomy places the organism in Eukaryota, Metazoa, Chordata, Actinopteri, Gobiiformes, Gobiidae. The record is from the annotation of a GenBank genome assembly.